Molecule: messenger RNA, 8747 nt
Organism: Pocillopora meandrina
Lineage: Eukaryota; Metazoa; Cnidaria; Anthozoa; Scleractinia; Pocilloporidae
Source: the annotation of a GenBank genome assembly
CGGAUAAAAUGAUAUUAUGGAACAUUUGUUCCGUGGUCAUCGACAAGUUUCUCUCUAGAUGUAGGCGAUUUCUUUCGAUUUUAUAAUUGUUUCCGUUUUCAUAACUUGAAGGAUAUUUUGGAAAUCAUGGCUUCUCAAACUCCAGUUCAAAGAGAUGUCAUUAUUGCGAUCGACUUCGGCACCACCUACAGUGGAUUUGGAUACGUUUUCCUCAACGCAUCGCAAGAUCAUAUCUACGUGUUUCAAAAGUGGGGAAGAGGACAAGGAAUGGGCUACGGCAAAACACCAACAGCUCUCCUCCUCACCGAGAAAGGCGAAUUAUAUAAGUUUGGACAUGCAGCAGUAGAGAUGUACGGGAAACAAGCGAUGUCAAAGAAGGAUUGUAAAAAGCUUAUGUAUUUCGAUAAAUUUAAGCUGCUGCUCCAUUCAAAAAAGGUAAGUCUGAACCCGUUCGUAAUUUUUCCUCUGUAGUAAUUGCUUUCAUGUCAACAUUUGUUAUCAAUGGUUUUCAGACCAUCGGAGGGUAAUCGAAACUAGCAGUGUCAAGUUGUCUGACACAGUUGCGUUCUACUUGUCGUUUCGUUGGGUGACUCCGACGAAGUUUUCGAAUGAAAUAGAAUAUUCUUACCAAACUAGCGACUGAAUUUCGUCCGUGCCUUUCAAAUUUUCGAACGAGAACGAGACGAUAUGACCCUUUUUUUUAGACAGCGAUGGGCCACCGCACUCAUUCAGAAGCAGUAGUAGCAAGUUAUGUUGACGCAAUUAUUCCUUAUGUCAUCACAGCAAAAUUUUGUGCAGGCCUAUGCCAACUUAACGUUUAGGAGGAGUCAGAGGAUGGUUCUUUAUUCGGUGUUGAAGUUGCAGAUUUUUUGUUUCAUCGGCAAAAAAGUAAAAAUGCUCAAUUCAGAAUAGGAUAUGUCGACAUAAAUGACGAUCAAUGUCCUCAGCGAGCUCCAGCUUCGACCAGAAAGAGAAGAUAUCAUCAUGAGUGCGUGAAAGCCUCUUUAUUUCGCUUGUGAAAUUAUGCAAAACAACGAUGUACAAUGAAAUACUAAGUUCAAUGAUCCUAAUUUUUAUCCAUAUUUUGUGAUCAAUGACACCAAAGUUUCGGAUAAUUUCGAUCCUUGAUCAUCCUAAAAGCUAAACUGACGUCAUCUGAGAAACAUUGGCAUUCGUGGCAUGCAAGAGUUAUUUUUUUGGCCGGGUGGGUUUGUCACCGAAAGGAGCAUAACUUUCAAAAAACGAAAAUAUCGCAGAGGGACAGAAAAGACCUAAUUUAUCUGAACUCACACAGACAUUAUGUGAUCUACUGUCUCUAUUAUCUGAAUUCUUCCAAAUUAAAAUGAAAUUCAUCUGUGCCACGCUCAUUGUUGUCUCCUUCGUAGCCACUGUUUGGUCCCGUCAAACAGCACCCUCUAUUUCCCGUUUAAGAGAGAGCGCGUUGCGUGACGAGACCAAAUAACGGUUGCGGAAGAGACUACGCUAACUGCCGUUCCUCCAACAGAGAGAACUCAAAAUUAUUCGUCUACUGUUAGUUACCUUAAAAAAAUAUAAUUCCGCGUAAUUUUACUAUGAAAAGCAAACUGAAACUCUGUUGUAUCUCUAAUAGACCCUAACCAAAGAUAUAUUGCGAUCUCGAAUAAGUGAAGAUACAUUGAACAAGAGAAAAGGCUAAUAUUUCAAAGAGGGACCCUUAGUUGGUUGUUGCCUAUCUGGACUUUACCCUCUGUGUGUGAAAAACGUGAUAAAAUGCAGGUUGUUUUAUCGGGAAUGAACACGCAAUCUGGUUAAGUCCAAGGUAGCUUAAAGCGACUUUAAUUCGUAGAAAAAGUUAAACGCGGGAGAAUUACGUGGAAAACUCAAUAUCAGUAGCAUUUAGUCCCAUUUGAAUUUUAUUCAGUAGGGUUGGACAAUGCAGUUGGAAUACGUGAUAAAAUGCAGGUUGUUUACAAGAAAAUGACACGUGAUAGAGCAAAGACGGAAUUUGAUCAGUGGAAUACAAUUCAAGCACGUGCAAAAUUGCCUAAUGUUCAUGUAGUGCAAUGAGUGUGUUCUUAUUGACCUUUGGACGUUGUUUUCAUGAUACGUGAUGGAAUGUAAGUUGUUUGGCGUGUGCGUUGUGAGUAAAUGAGCGGAAAAAACACGUUUUAACUUAAAAAUUUAGAUACUUACCUCUCAUAUCCCGAUAAAUCUCGACCUUAAUCGACGAGGCUCUCGCGAAGGCCACAAAGCAUUACACUUAUCAAAUGAGCCCAAAAUUUCUAAUUGAUGUCAUUCUUUGUGCACAGCCCCGCAAUCCAUGACAUCAUUUACAAUAAAACAAUACCCAAACGCUGUGAUUGGUGCAGGAUCAGGCGGUGUGCACACUCCGAUUGCGUUGCAUUGUGGUAGCUUCAAUUUCAAUAUGGCGGUGAGAGCAGCAGAAUUCGGCAGAUUUUGACUGAACAUUCCGUAAAAGUUAGGCCGUUCCUUUUUCGGUUUGAGACCGAUUAUGACCUGGAAAAGGCCUAUUGUUGCGUUACACAGCGUUACUAUUGUAUACCCAAUUGUGUUGUAAAUCUACUUUCCUAAGUAAAAGCAAAAUAGCUAAUCGCGAGUGUUGUAUGGCAAAUCUACUUUUUAGAUCAUUGAAUGAAGGACAGUUGAAUUAGAGCAAUGAAAGAAGUCACUUGACCACUGAAUAACUCUACAUUGCACACGGCGACACGCCGGGUAAGCCGGAAAGCAAAUUAAAAGGCAGUCGAUCGUUAAAAGGUGUUGAUAGGCUUGUGCAACUCCUGCCAUUCGCUUGCGCUUUUAAAUCUUCUGACCUGAAAACUUAGCUGUUAUUAAGAUAUCUUAUAACGACUUUCCUUUUCCUUUAGUUAGUUUCCUGUCAUUUCCCUGUCUGUAUGUUCUUGAGGUUUGGCAAAGUCGGAUGAGAUUGUAUUACAAAAGGUAAUAUUUUCAUGUGUGCGCGCUAUUUUCUCUGUUAAAUGUUAAGCGUGACGAAUUUGGGCUUCUCCUUUCGCGAAUCCCGUAUUUACACCUUUAAGUGAAUGACAUGAAAAGUAGUUCGCGUAUUGGAAGGUCGCUGUCUCUUUGUAAUACGUUUGCAUGUCAAGGGUCGAUUCCCUGUUAAAUCACUCGCGAAUUUGAUAUUAUUCAAACAGCCAUCGACUGUGAGUGUGACUGCUGCCAAAUGAAUAGAUUCUCGGGCAAGGCUGCAGUUUCGAUUCUUUCUGAAUCUCUUCAGUUGCCUCCUAACAACAAAUUUGUCACGGAGGAAUAACAAGAGUUUCGAUGGAACGGCAACAGACAGUGAAUCCUCAUUACAUUCCACGUUUAUUCACGCUAUCUUGCUGCUACCAGAGAUGUUCACUCGACAGCGACAGGAUGCAAAUGACUCACUUUUUGUUUUACAACCAUGAUGUAACGCAAUCAGAGUGCGCACACCGCCUGGUGCAGGAUAUUCAAAUGCUAUGAUAUGAUUGGUGCGAGAUACAUGCCUUAUACCGGCAAUCUGAUUGGUGCGAGAUACAAACCCUAAUACGACUAUCUGAUUGGUGCGAAAUACAUACCCUAAUGCCGCGAUCUGAUUGGUGCGAGCAACAUACCACUCUAUACGCUAACAUAGAGUUCUUUUUUUAUGAAAAGAAAAAACUCAAAAUCGAUUUCAUCCCAGACGAAGAGAUCCCUGCUUUACUGGCCGUGUCGAAGGCGUUUAAGCGAUGUGUUGGCUAUGGCCAUUCGCAGGUUUAGAUCAUAUGUAUCGAUCGCUCAGCCAAAUAAAGCAUAUGAAGUAACUUUGUAAUGCUCUUACUGUAUGUUCGAAAGUUGCCAUCCUUCUUACCGAUCGGUUAUGUCGCAGAAAUCCUUGGCUUUGUGUUUGUCCCUCUUCUGGUCUAUCUGUUGUUUAUACAAGUUUGCUGCUUUCUCUUUCACCGUGGCCUGAAGUUUCAGUAUCUGUUUUCGUGGUUGAUUCUGCUUUUCCUUCAUUUGUGUGUCGAUGUCACAUACUUAUUUUUGUGUGAUUUCUUGGAGAUAGAGAAAUACCUUCGUCCAAGUCUCGGCUUUCUUCCUGGUUCUCCUUUUGCCGUUUUGUUCUCCUUUUAUUCGCUUCAAGAAUUUCCCAGUCUUACUGUUUAGUUUCUUUGCGACAUUAUCAAAGGCAGAUUCUUCGAGGUCUUUAACUAUCGCUCGCAAGUUAGCUCAAAGAACUAUAAUCUACUGACUAUAACUCCCUUCCAUCUUCCUCCAUUCCCAUAAAAGACCCCGUUUAGUUGCAGGGAAAUGUUAUGAUCGUCGCCAUCAACAAAUGGUGCAACCAUACGAAGGACGUUGGACCAGGGGUUCUUUGAGCUUUGAAGAGAUUUGCGUUUGAUCGAUUUCGUGCCAUAUUAUAGACUGUUAGUUACAGCUGCAGGUGACUGCAUUUCAUGAAUGCGGUUUUCCUGCUCAUUGUUCAUUCAUGGUAGUCAUUGUUGUAAAAUAACACAAAGAAUUGACACGGAACACGCCCGAAUUUUAAACUUAGGUAUUUUAAAUCCUUCAAGUUCAUUAUAAUACAUUAUAAAAUAUUAUAUUAUAAUAAUAUAUUUUGUGUGUUAUUACAUGAUACAAAAAAUUUUAGAAUCCUCGAGUUUUGCAACAAAAGACAAUUUUUGCCUGUUUAGUAAACUGAUUUUAGUUCAAUAACAAGCUGGCUGUGGCUUUUUUGACAAAUGAUCGACAAGUUUAUCACGGUGUUGUUCAUUCAAACAGUUUUUACCCAGGACAAAUUUUGUUGGCGGCGCGUCUGAAGAUAUGUCUUCUGCGGCCAAAAUUUGACAAGUCGCGGAAAACCAUCCGCACUUAUAAAAUGUUGGUGAUGACACAAAUUUGUCUCAAUAAACAAAUUUUUCGCUGGUGCGGAAAGGCUCGACCCCGUAACUUACAAAGCUCAAAGAGGGAGAUUUUGCGGAAUUUUCAUUUUGCGAAUGAGAAACUUUGCAGGAUCGAUUUUUUCCGGUUUGAAAUGGUCGAAAAUUCCACUAGGUUCUUACUCAAUUGGAAUUUUCUGUUCGAACAAGAGACUACUAAUAUGGAAAAAUAAUUUAUUCCAACUUUUGGUGUGAGAGAGAUUCGUUGGAAGUGCAUUUUUCGGGCUAAUUUUAGCCUUUUAUCCCAGGGAUUUUAUGUGAAAGGCUCUGAAACCCCCGGGAUUAGCUGGAAGCCCGAAUCACUCUGGAUUCUUGAAUAACCUAUAGACUUUUGUCUCGAUUAAAUCUAUUUAGGACCUAAAUGAGAGAACAGAGGUAAAAGCCAGGAAUGGGAAAAAGUGGCCUGCUUUGGAUGUGUUUGCAAAGUGCCUUGAAUACCUGAAGAAAACUGCGACAGAUGUCGUUAACGAACGGCAUCUGCGGUCAGAAAAGGACAACCCAAACACAGAAGUUAUGUACAAGCCUGAACAGAUUCAAUGGGUGAUAACAAUUCCAGCAAUAUGGCGAAUUUCUGCCAAGGAAUUUAUGAGAAAAGCUGCUUAUAAGGUAACUGAUACCUUCAAGUCUUUUUUUUGCAGUAUUAAGUUAGAUUUAAAGUUGAUGCUCUAAACAUCGAUGCAGUCUUUUUUUAAUGAAACCUAUGAUUCAAAGGGGAAAAAUUUUUUACAAAGAAAUAACAUAUACAAAUUAACUUAACUUACCCAGCUAACAACCUAUAAAUUUAUCUAAAUUGUGGCACAUAAAGCAAAAGAAGGGAGAUUCACUUACUUCAAAAGUUUCUAACUCGUUUGUUUCUUUUAAGGCUGGGAUUGCAAGCCCGGAGGAUCCUGACCAACUCAUCCUUGCCCUUGAACCUGAAGCCGCUUCGUACUAUUGUAGAAAGUUGCCUUUCGAUAUGUUUAAGGGACAAAAGGGGAAAGAGCUGGUGAAGGACACUUUGGACAAAGAAAAAGUUCCAUACAUGGUGGUGGAUAAUGGAGGUGAGUUGUAACUCCUUCAACACAAGGGCCAAAGUGUUCUUAACAGUUACAGAGCCGAGAUGGGACGUUCAAGUAUAAAAUGAAGAAAUUUUCAUGAAGAGAAUAAAUAGAAUCGGAUUCAAAACACACGUGAAGCCUUUGUCAUGUAAUUCUCACAAAGUAUCGAAAGUGGGAGAAAGGAAAGAUAAGCACACUAAUUUACAGGUGAGAUAUUAACUCAAUUUUGCUCCACAGGUGGAACUUUAGACAUCACCGUUCACGAAGUUAAUGCUGAUGACGGACAUAUUAUGGAAAAACACUGUCCCUCUGGCGGUACCUUUGGUGGCAUUCAUGUUGACCAAGAAUUUGAGCAACUGAUGGUAAAAGCAUUUGGAGAAGACUUCAUCAAAAGAUUUAAAGAACAGUUCCCAAGUGACUGGCAAGUCAUAAUGAACCGCUUUGAAGAGCAGAAGAGGGCAGAAGAGGAAGUGGACAACGAUGAAAUUAGUAUCGCUCUCCCUUUAAACUUUAUAAAGUCUUGUUAUCACGACAUUGGAGAUGAUGAUGAUGCUAUCAAUGAGCGAAUUCGGCGAUUUUUUCCUGAAAAUGUGAGUGUUAGCAGCGACUAUUUAAACAUAACCAUGAGAAUGCUUGGCAACCUGCAUCGUCCAAUUGUGCAAAAGAUUGCGGAGCAGAUGAAAGGCUUGCUCGCCAAGGAAAGUCUUCAAGAUGUGAAGACAAUUUUCCUCGUCGGUGGUUUUUCUGAAGCUCAGUUUUUAAGGAAAGAAAUUUCCAGCCGCUUUCUUGAAAAACGCAUUCUCAUACCACCGGAUCCCCAACUCGCCAUUAUUCGCGGCGCAGUAGAGUUUGCCCAAGAUCCGAGUUUACUUCGAGCCAGAGUCAUGGGUAAGACAUAUGGUCUAGAAACCUGGCGUAAGUUCGAUCCUGAAAAACAUCCGCUGGAGAAACGAAAGAUUCGAGGAGAGAAGGUGUACUGUUGUGACAUUUUCUGCACCCUAGCCAAGAAAGGCGAACGAAUAGACAUAGAUGAGAAAAAAACCUACAGCUUUUUUCCCAUCAACCCGGAUUCGACUGAAAUUUCUUUCAAGUUUUACAGCUCAGAAGAGGAUGAUCCUCAAUUUGUCACCGAUCCUGGAGUUGAAAGUGAAAAUGUCCAAAUUUCAAUUGCCAGUCCCAAUACCGCCAAGGGAUGUGACCGAGAACUAAGGUUGGAAGUAAAGUUUGGUGGCACGGAAACCAAAGUUCAAGUCAUCGAUGUCGAGUCAGGAAAUUUUAAAAUGGUAUGUCUUCAGCUCGUUUCCAUGUCUGUGUUCCAUUCCCGUUUCUAUUAGACACUAAAAUUGACUUCUCGAGAGCUGAGUCAAUUUUAUGAUUUAAGAGAUUUUUAAAGCUACCUCUACAGUCGAAUGAACAAUAACCGGUUUAGGGCCGAAAUUUUAGUCGUCAGGGGAGGAGGCGAAAGUCCAUGUUCAGACUUUUAAAUGGUGUAUGGCUUUUGCCUAGCCAUGUCAGGAAAGCGCUUGACUCGUGAGAACGAGGCCACGCCUGUAUCAGCCGACUGAUUACUUCCAAUCGGUCGAGGCUUUUUACCCUGUGCACGUCCAUGCUAUUAUUUGUAUCGCUGAUUUGCUAGGCCCCCGCUAUUCCCUACGCUUUAAACACUACCGUAAAUCGAUCCUAUUUGUAUGAAAUCCUUGUCAGCUUACACCAUUCCUUUUUAUAUUUGGAAACAUUGACUCAUUUAGAAAAUGCAGCCAAGUUAGAUUCCCAAAGUUAACCUGGUUUUUUCUAGUAAACGAUUUGUAUCCGCCUGGGUUCCCCCCAGUUGCUCGUUCACCGGCCCGCAGGGGAACACAUAUAUAUUUCACAAAAAUUAAGUUAAGUUUUGAAUAUGUGAUAGGCUGAACUCACCUCUCAGAGUUGUACAAAUAGGUUAAACUAUUAUCAAAAUAGUACUGAUGAUAAAUCGGACUCCCGCUUUGCGGUUUUUCGAUUUUGGCAAUCGCUCGUAUGAUUACAGACAGAAUUGGACUUUGCUCGGUCCUAUUACUAUUAUAUAUAUUGAUUAGUAUAUAUCAGUCUGGUUCAGCUUUGUUCGCGGCUAAGAAUACUGCAUAAUACCACUUAUUAUCCAACUGCACAAAGCAGAGUAGAAAUAACGCGCGAAUAGAGUACAAAUAUCCUGCGAUAUUGUAUGGUUAUUUGGACAGUAGGUUAUUUUGUACUGUAAAAAAAACCUGUUUAACCAGUCGGCUGCGCGCGAUACGCUUCUCUAUCUACUCUGCUUUUCCCACCUUAUAAGAAAUGAGCAGAAAGACUUAGCAGAAAAAAAAAAGAAGUUGGAUAAUAAAUAACUUAUCAGACGUUUUGGUGUGUAGUAUCGCUGAUUAACUCGUAAAAAUACCCAGCGAUACUGCACACUAAAACGUCUAAUAUGAUCUAUAUAUUUUCUUUGGAAGAUGGACCUGUAAAGUGUGUCCUAAAACAUACGAAAUUGUUAGAAAGGGAUGUUUUCAAAUGCAAGAGGCAGAACUCAAGCCCUGUUACUUGCUUUUUGGUCGAAAUAGUAACAUAACUUUUCGGAUGAAACAGUUAUAAAAUGCAAAUAACAACAAAUAAGUGCUAAGAGCUGUAUCCCUUGUAAAUUUAAGCUGCAUGUUAGAGACAAAUAAAUAUUUACAUGGCAUGGACAAUUUCUCGUUGAAAAGUUUUUUUACAUGUAAAACUAACACAAACAAACAACAAAUAGUAACGCAGUCAACCACGAAGAAGUGUGCGAGUGUUUGCCACUUAUCCUUAAAACGUG